AUGUCUGACACUGAAAUGACUAACUCCACUGAAACACCGGAGCUUGCCGAAAUGGAGGAGACGAAGAUAUCGACUUCCAGCGAGUUUGUGACAAAUGAUGAGGAAGAACAGCAAAUAGAAGCCCAAAGUGAGUCUGAAGUUCCAGGUUCGGAAAAUGAAGUUCCACAGGAAGCAGCUGAGGACGAACAGGAACCCUCUGAGGAGCAGCAGGAACCAUCUGAAUCUGUCGAUGACGGCGAAGUCGCUGAGGAAGAUGAUAAGGAAGCUGGUGAUGAUGAAGACGCAGUAGACGUUGAUAAUGAGCAAGCUGGCGGUGAUGAAGAGGCGCAAGUGAGCUCCUCGCAUGAGGGUGAAGAAGAAUCUGCAGAUAAAGAGUACAAUGGAGCUGGAGAAGCGGCAGAGUCCAGUGAUGCAGAUCCGCAAGAAGAUAAAAGCACCACAGAUGUCGUUGAGAUGGCGGCUGAGCAAUAUGGGAGAGCCGAGAAUGUUCAGUACGAUUUGCUGCAAAGGCAGGCUAAGUACAUCAUGGAGAGUAACAUGCUAAACCUUCCGCAGUAUCAGCAGCUGUCGCAGGAGGACAAGAUCUCGGCGCUGGUGAAUAUGCUAAACUCAAAUCCAGACACCAUGAUGCCAGUGAUUCCAGAGAUGCGGAGCUUGUCCCAGCCUGAGGUCGUAUCGCAGCCAGGCCAAGAAAUGUCGCCAAGGGGACGUUCAAGGCCAGAUUUGAACGGUCCAAUGUCGCCUGAAGAGCGUGAGCGUUAUGCUCAAUAUCUCCACGGAGAGAACAGGAUAACGGAAAUGCAUGAUAUUCCGCCUAAGUCGAGACUUUUCAUUGGUAACUUGCCUCUCAAGAACGUCUCUAAAGAGGAUCUAUUCAGAAUUUUCUCACCUUAUGGGCAUAUUCUUCAGAUAAACAUCAAGAACGCGUUCGGUUUCAUACAGUACAACAACCCUCAAAGCGUAAGAGAUGCGAUUGAAAACGAAUCGCAAGAACAAAAUUUCGGUAAGAAACUGAUCUUAGAAGUUUCAAGCUCCAACGCUAGGCCGCAGUUCGACCACGGUGAUCAUGGGACAAACAGCAGCUCUACCUUCAUCUCUUCUUCCAAACGUCCUUUCCAGCACGAGGAAAGCGACGCAGCUGAUAUGUAUAAUGACAACCAGGGAUACAAGAAAUCCAAGAGGCGCGUACCAGCUUGCGUCAUCUACGUUAAGAGAACUGCUGACCGCGGGUAUGCAAACGAGGUCUUCAACCAUUUCAGACGCGGCACAGACCUGGAAACUGACAUGAUUUUCUUGAAGCCUCGUAUGGAACUCAGAAAAAUGAUUAACGAAGUAGCUCAUGAUGGGGUCUGGGGUGUUAUUCUGGUCAACAAGACUAGAAACGUGGAUAUCCAGACGUUCUACAAAGGUCCUCAAGGUGAGACUAAGUUUGACGAAUACAUCAGUAUCUCCGCCGAUGAUGCGAUAGCCAUUUUCAAUAAUCUCAAACCUUCCAGAGGCUCGGCUGGGGGGCCACCCGUGGGGCCUGUUAAUCCAUAUGCACAACAGCCGGCUGCAAUACCUCCUCCUCAACAUCCAUCUUCGCAAAACUACUAUGGCGGGUACGGUAUGCCGCCUCCACAGCAGCCCUACGUUCAACAGGGAUACGGCAUGCCAUUGCCUAACCAAGGAUAUGGAGCACCUGCGCCAGCACCAAUGGGUCAACCUUACGGCCGCUAUCAAGGUUCACCUCCAGCUAUGGAGCCAGCUCUGUCCCAACCGCAGUUAUCAUCCUUAUUAAGCGCAAACGGUGGUGGCCAAAUGAAUCAGCAGCAACUGCUAUCCGCCAUCCAGAACUUACCGCCAAACGUUGUUUCCAAUCUAUUGUCCAUGGCGCAGCAGCAGCAACAGCAGCAGCAACCACAGACUCAGCAACAACUGCUUGGUCUACUGCAAUCAAUGCAAGGCCAGCAGCUUCCACAGCAGCAGCAGGCAUCUGCUUACUCGUCAUUAAAUGACAGCUACGCACAGCGCUCUCCCAUGGGCACAGUGCAACCACAGCAAUCGCCUCCACCUCCACUGCAACCACAACCACAGCAACCGCAACAACAGCCACAACAAUCUUCUCCCGGUAAUAACGUACAAAGUCUCUUGGACAGUUUGGCUAAAUUGCAAAAGUGA
Molecule: messenger RNA, 2160 nt
Organism: Torulaspora globosa
Lineage: Eukaryota; Fungi; Ascomycota; Saccharomycetes; Saccharomycetales; Saccharomycetaceae
Gene: NAB3
Product: Nab3p
Exons: 1
Coding region: 1-2160 (719 amino acids)
Molecular function (GO): RNA binding
Source: RefSeq, a predicted model, not a curated record